GAGAGCCGGGAGCCCUGCACCACCGGCUGGAGCAAGUCGGCAAGAGUGGUCCCGGCCGGACCUGACACAGGCUUUAGGAGCAGCGGGGCUCCUUCUGAGACAGGAAUCAUCUCCCUCUAUGACUGUGUUUUUAAGAGGAACCUAAGUUACAACCAAAAAUUGCACCGAGAUGACAGAGAACAUGCCAAGUACCUGGGACUUCACAUUAACGAGGAGGAAAAAGAGAGGCCGGUGGGCGUGCUGACAUCUUCUGUCUACGGGAAGCGCAUCAACCAGCCGGUGGAGCCCCUGAAUCGAGACCAUGGCCGGGUGAACCACGUGCGGGCUGACUUCUACAGGAAGAAUGACAUCCCCAGCCUCAAGGCACCCGGCUUUGGACACAUUGCUCCGGCCUGAAGCCUGCCCUGUGGCCCACAGCCAGUUGGGGUGCUCUGCCAGAGUGAUGCUACACAGGGGCGCCCAGAGCUUGUUUCCCCUUCUCACAACAUCUGGUGGCUGGAGGGAUGCCUCCGCUGCAUGUGAUGGGGCAAAUGCCCACAAGUGGGCAGCCUGCCCUCUAAUGCUUCUUGGCUAAGGACUUGGCCAAAUGCCGUCAGGACAUUGUAAGACUAGCAAGUGUGACUGUGUGCACUGAACUGGGUUCGCAUUACCUGAAUAAAAUGAAACUUUGUUCCCA
Tupaia belangeri chinensis (Chinese tree shrew) is the source of this 676-nucleotide messenger RNA. It is a transcript of the gene CFAP90, whose product is annotated as cilia and flagella associated protein 90. The annotation marks the transcript as partial. NCBI's taxonomy places the organism in Eukaryota, Metazoa, Chordata, Mammalia, Scandentia, Tupaiidae. The transcript has 3 exons. The record is from RefSeq and is a predicted model, not a curated record.